Molecule: messenger RNA, 1740 nt
Organism: Podospora anserina S mat+
Lineage: Eukaryota; Fungi; Ascomycota; Sordariomycetes; Sordariales; Podosporaceae
Exons: 1
Coding region: 1-1740 (579 amino acids)
Source: RefSeq, a predicted model, not a curated record
AUGGAGACAUUCCCUUCCAUCACGGAUGACCUGACGUCGACUGUUGCUGCCAGUGUCUCCUCGAUUCCCACUGGUUCCAGCACAGAAGGCGUCGAUCCAGUUGGGACCACUUCUUCUGUGGCCACCGAGCUGCCGGUGACCUCUGAAGUCGACUCGACUAGCUUUGUGACUUUGACCUUGACGUCGUCCGUCUUCGCCACAGUCACGGCGCCCUCCACUUCUCGCUGGAUUCCUUGGCCAACAGGCACUGGUGGUACUGGAUAUCCCUUCCCUCACCCGAGCGGGACUGGUAUCUGGAGCAACCAUACCUCUGGCGCCCCGUACUCGUACCAGCCGAGCGUGACGUAUCAGACGACAUCGUCAGGUACGUGUUGCACAAUGACUUCUGUGUCAACAUCAGUAGCUAACUCAUUGGUAGUUCGAACAGGUUCAGACACCGACACUUACGAGCCAACAUACAUAUCCUCAACCACAGUCAGCGAGGUGAUUGUCACUCCUAUUUCGUCAUCUCGCGGCUUCACGGCUCCCACGUCGUGGAGCGUGAGCACCCUUCCCAGCUCUUCUGGUGCCGAAACAAGCACCUAUGAUCCGAUCUCCGAGACCGAGCCGGGCAGUCCUUCGACAUCGAUUACUGGUCUACCCAACUCCUCGUUGCCCACAGUUGCCCCCUCAUCUGAAGGCUCUGUAGCUACGACCGGAACCAACGACCCUGUGCUGUCCUCCUCUUCUGCUCUCUCCACCGACAACACGUCGAUCAAUGGCUCUACUAUACCGACUACGAGAACAUAUAUCGAGCCAACAUCGUCGGAGCCGACCAUCUUUACAACAGGCACCGCUGACCCUAUCCUCUCUUUCACUUCCACCCUCACUUCCGGUGCCACAUCUCGGCCUGUUUUCGUCAACACUACAACGACCAGAGCUGAGACUUCCAUUCCCACUUCGAGCACCACCAGCAGGCCUGUUUACGGCAGCUACACCUUCUCUUUCCCUUCUAGCUUGAACCGCUCUUCCACUGUCUCGUCUGGCACGGCCAGUGUCGACCCUACUUUCACCACUGGAAGCGUUGAUCCCACUGGAGUAACUUCGUCUUCAUACACCACCACUUCAGCCUCUUUGUCAGAGACUGCGAUUGUUGACCCAACAGCCUCGUACACCAGCUCCUUCCCCUUAAGUGAGACUGCAAGCGUCGACCCCACUGGAGCCUCUACCUCCUCUUACGCCACCUCUUCAUCUCCCUUGUCCGAAACAGCAGUUGUCGACCCAACAGCUUCUUACACUUACACCUCCACCACCUCGGCAUCGGUCAUCGACCCCACAGCGUCCUACACCUCCUCAGCCCCCAUCUCAGAAACGGGAUCCGUCGACCCAGUCUUCACAACUUCCACUUCCAGCAUUCCUUUCUCAGAAACUGGCACAACAGAGCCCACACUUCUCCCAUCUACGUCAUCCCAUCAAUACUCCAACACAACCACACCCGCUACUGAAACCGCCUCUGUCGACCCAACCGGUGUAACCACAGAGUCCAGUGCCGCCCAACCAACCACCUUCUCGACUCUGACCGCAACUACCACCACUGCUACCUCUGACGAAACAACCAGCACCCCGACUGAGACGCCUGAGCCUGGGUAUGGAUAUGGAGGGGGUUAUGGCUAUGGGUACUGGAAUCGGUAUGGAGCGGCGAGGUGGGGGAGGGUGAAGGCUGCUGUUGAGGGGAAGGGGAAGGGUCAUCCUGGACAUUAG